GAAAAAUCCUACUCGUAUCUCCCUUUACCGGCACAACAGUUAGGUAUUAGCGACCGAAGAAAUUCUCCGGUGAUUUAGGUUUUGGCGCGCAGCUUACCCAGUGUCCAUUGUCUAAAGUUUCUUAGAAUAUUACCUUGGAUUACUUCAUAUUGUUUUUAGGGUUCUUUGAUUCAUCAGUUUACCAGUGAUAUUGAUGAGCAUGAGUAGGCAAAGGUCCGUGGGCGGUGGGAGUCAGCUUGUAUUGGAUUACCUGAAGCGAAAGCACACCGAGAAUCCUAAUUUCUAUUAUGCAAUUCAGGGGGAUCAUGAUCCUUUGACUGCCAAUAUUUUCUGGAUUGAUGCUGCCUCCCGCAUUAACUAUACCUACUUUGGUGAUACUGUGGUUUUCGACACCUCGUACUGUAGCGAUGGUUAUAAAGUACCCUUUGCAACAUUUACGGGAUUAAAUCAUCAUGGACAGCCAACACUUUUUGGCUGUGCCUUAAUGCUUGAUGAAUCAGAGGCUGCCUAUGUUUGGCUGUUCCAAACAUGGCUUCAUGCGAUGUCAGGUCAAAGCCCAGUCUCGAUCACAACAGAGCCUGCUAGGUUUGUGCAGAUGGCAGUAUCUCAAGUUUUGCCCAAUACCCGGCUUCGUUAUUGUAAAUGGAACAUGUUUAGAGAGACACAAACCCAUUUGGGUCAUGUGUACCAGUCACAUCAUACUUUUGAGGUAGAGUUCAGGAAGUGUGUUGAUGACAGUGAGACGAUUGGAGAAUUUGAAUCAAGGUGGGGAACACUUUUGGAGGAGUAUUAUUUGAUAAAUGAUAAAUGGAUGCAGUCAGUUUAUGAUGCUCGGCGUAUGUGGGUGCCUGUUUACAUGCGAGACACUUUCUUCGGCGAGCUCUAUGGUGAUGAAAAUGAGGGUAGAAAUAUAUACUUUGAUGGUUUUAUAACUUCUGACACCACAUUACAAGGGCUGAUAAAAGAUUAUGAAAAAGCCGUUGGGAGUUGGCAUGAGAAGGAACUACAGGCAGAAGAUGAUACGAGUAAUACAAUGCCUAUGCUGAAGACCCCAUCACCAAUGGAGAAACAGGCUGCUAAUGUUUACACCAGGAAAAUAUUCAUGAAGUUCCAAGAGGAGCUUGUUGAGACACUUGCUAAUACAGCAACGGAACUAGAGGAAUCAGAAGGAGUCACCAUGCUUCGUGUAGCUAAGUUUGGGGAAGAUCAUAGAGCUCAUAUUGUUACGUACAAUUCUCUAGAAACAAAUGCUAAUUGUAGCUGCCAAAUGUUUGAAUUUUCAGGUGUCAUAUGUAGGCACAUAUUAGCAGUUUUCAGAGCAAAAAAUGUUCUUACUCUUCCUUCAGAAUACUUAUUGAAAAGAUGGACAAGAAAUGCCAAAAGCGGAGGUUCAUUAGACGAACAUUCUGUCAGGGAACUAACCAAUGCCCGAGAGUCUCUGACUAUUAGAUAUGACAACCUACGGCAAGAAGCCAUUAAAUUUGUGGAAGAAGGUGCAAAAUCUAUUCAGGUUUACAAUGUAGCUAUGAGUGCUCUGGAGGAAGCUGCAAAAAAGGUUGCUUCUGUGAAGAACCAAGGUCAUGGAGUUUCACAAGGUCGCUCUCUGGCAAAUGUUGACAGUUCAGUGGCAUCCGUCCAACCUGCAGAAGAGAAGGUUAAGAAAAUCCAAGAGUUGACAGCUGAGUUGGAUAUUACAAACAAGCGGUGUGAGGUUUAUCGUGCAAACUUGCUGGCAGUUCUGAAAGAUAUGGAGGACCAGAAGUUAAAGCUUUCUGUUAAAGUCCAGAAUGCAAGACUUAGUUUGAAAGAGUGA
This is a messenger RNA of Chenopodium quinoa (quinoa), 1813 nucleotides long. RefSeq names its product protein FAR1-RELATED SEQUENCE 9-like. Gene Ontology annotation, biological process: regulation of DNA-templated transcription. Bases 194 to 1813 code for a protein of 539 amino acids. The record is from RefSeq and is a predicted model, not a curated record. Gene Ontology annotation, molecular function: zinc ion binding. NCBI's taxonomy places the organism in Eukaryota, Viridiplantae, Streptophyta, Magnoliopsida, Caryophyllales, Amaranthaceae. The transcript is spliced from 3 exons.